Gadus chalcogrammus (walleye pollock) is the source of this 1211-nucleotide messenger RNA. RefSeq names its product transmembrane protein 25. Bases 18 to 1211 code for a protein of 397 amino acids. The transcript has 8 exons. The record is from RefSeq and is a predicted model, not a curated record. Gene Ontology annotation, biological process: negative regulation of excitatory postsynaptic potential. Lineage: Eukaryota; Metazoa; Chordata; Actinopteri; Gadiformes; Gadidae.
GGUGUUUGCGUGCUGGUAUGGAGUGUGUGAGUCCUCACUGGUGGGGUCCAGUGACGGCGGUCCUGCUGUUUCACACACUCUCCUGGUCCAGAACAGGCGCCAUCGAACCCGCCCCAAAAAUCGACGGACGGCACCGGUCGACCAUCACGCUGCAGGAGAACAUCACGCACCGGUUCAAAUGCCACUCCGACGGCUGGGACCCCCACGCGCCCCCCCUGCUGACCUGGUACCUCAACGGCCGACAGCAGAACGACCCGGGCCAAGAGCACGGGCACGGCCGCCCAGCGCUGACCCCGCCCCUGCAGGAGGGGUCGCGCGUGGUCCUGAGGCCCGUCUCGCGCUCGUAUCACAACAGCACCUUCGUCCUGCGCGCCAGGAAGUGGGACCGCGAGCUGGUGUGUACGGCGGCCAACCCGCACACAGGGGAGAGCUACAACGCCACGGUCACGCUCAACGUGCAGUUCCAGCCAGAGAUCCUAAGAGUCAAAGCUCACUACAGUGAGACCUCCGACCCUUCGGACCUCUCCCUGGUCCUCUUCGCCCUGGUACGAUCCAACCCCCCCGCCACCCUCACCUUCGUGGACCAGUCAGGCCAGAUGGUGGCCAACACCUCCGACCUCCUCGUCCUGGACGCUCGCAGCUACCCCUGGCUGGCCAAUCACACGCUGAAGGUCACACUCAGCAGCCUGUCGGGGAACGUCUCGAUGAACGCAAGCAACAGCGUGGGCACGGCCCAGAGCAACCUCACCCUAGCAGAGUUCCUGCAGUCCCGUGUGGAGGUGCCCAUGCUGGGUAUAGUCACAGGUGGGGCUAUGGCCUUCAUGGCUCUCCUCAUACUGAGCCUCAUAGUGCUUUGUCUCAUGCAAAAGAACAGCAAGGCCAUUGACGAGCCAGUGGAGAUCCUCAUGACCAAAAAGAGCACCUCAGCCAUACUGAAGACGGAGAAGGUGGACAAGGCCCAUCUUCCCAGGGAGAACAUGUCCCUACCCUCCAACAUGCAGCUCAACGACCUCUGCACGCUGCGUCGUGCCCGGGAGGCGGCGCGCGAGGCCGCCAAGCGGAGGAGCCUGGGGGAGGAGAGGAGGUGGCCGGUCGGGGGGGAGGACGACGACCUGACCGCAGCCUACGCCGCUCGAGGUUUCUCCAGGUACCCGAUGGUGGGCUACAUCUAUAAGGUCAACAGCACAAGCAGUGAGGAGAUCUGGCUCUGA